AUGAAUUUGAAGGCCUUGAGAUGGCAGAUCCUUAGUGGAUCAAUAGCCAGGCGUGUGCUUCUACGCGCAUUAAUGCUCGCCACGGCUAUUUCCAUCAUUCCUUUGUUGCAGAUCUUAUCUGGGUCUGAUCCUGGAUUGUUGCUUGAUUCUGUGAGGUAUAAUGAAUGUGAUGUGCCCUUUAUGUUUAUGGGCUCAAAUUUGUUAAAGAAUCGAUUUUUGAAGCCAAUCUGGGGCUCAGUUGAUUGCAAGGAAGAUGUGAAUGUGACUACUAAUGUUGCUAGAGAGCUAAUGGGUAUGCAAAUGAUAGAUUCUACUGCGAAAGCUCUCUGUGUUGGUGAAGGAUCGGCUCCUGCAGUUUAUGCAUUGCGAGAAUUAGGAUUUGUUAAUGCUUGUGGGGUUCACAGACACCCCCUUUUCUCUCUUAAGCAUAAGAGGAUGGUUUAUGAGCUUGAAUAUGUAGACAAUUCCUUUGAUUUUGUGUUCUCAGGAGACCUAGACAAGGUUUCGGUCCCAGCUACUGUUGUGCUCGAGAUCGAGCGUGUACUUAAGCCUGGUGGAAUUGGGGCUAUGCUUGUUGGUGCUAAAAGUUUGAACGCCAAUAGCCUGAUUAGGUCUGCCAUGCCUGUGUCAUCAUUAUUGAAGAAUUCCAACAUUGUCCAUGUUGGUUAUGUCAAUGAGUUUACACUUGUUGUUUUCAAGAAAAGAAUUUACAGUGUUGGCUACUUUCAGCAGUACCAGCUGCCAGCUGAUUGCCCAUCUAUCAUGAAUAAUAGACCUCAUUUGGAGAAUUUAGAACCCCUCACAGGGAAUAAACAAGUGGAACAUGAGAAAAGCGUAGCUUAUUUGCCCAAGCUCAUUGAUGUGGCCUCUAGGAAGCGUUUAGUUUAUAUCGAGGUUGGGGGAGGGGAGCAUAUGAAUUCUAGUGUUUCAAGUUGGUUCUUGCCAUCUUAUCCCGUGGAUCACAAGGCCUUCAGUGUUUAUUUUGUUGACCAUAACACUUCGGUCCUGCUUUCUUGUGUUAAAAAGCCCGGUUUUACCUUCAUUUAUUAUCCAGGCCUUGCCGGAGAUGAGGCUGCUCUUAAUCCCGAUGUGGAAGAGUUCGAUCCAUCCGUGGGAGAUGAAGGGUUUGAUUUUCUUGCUUGGUUUAAAGAAACAGUGCAGUAUGCUGACUUUGUGGUUUUAAAGAUGAAAGCAGGGGAGGUAGAACUGAAAUUCCUGUCUGAUUUGUUCAAAAGCGGAGCUGUAUGCUUUAUUGACGAGCUGUUCCUCAGUUGCUCAGACGAGGAUGACGAAAAAGGCCGGAUGAAGGGAGACUGCUUGGACCUCUUCAAGAGCCUUCGAACGAGCGGUGUGUUUGUCCAUCAGUGGUGGGGAGAUUAA
Molecule: messenger RNA, 1380 nt
Organism: Dovyalis caffra
Lineage: Eukaryota; Viridiplantae; Streptophyta; Magnoliopsida; Malpighiales; Salicaceae
Source: the annotation of a GenBank genome assembly